GCGAGCGGCGGUGCCUUCCCGCCGGCCGUCCGGCGGUAGCCCCGGCGCGCCGGCCAUGGAGCCGCCCGUGCCGCCUCAGGAGCAGCCGCCGCGCCCGCGCUCGCACACCGUCACCACCACCAGCAGCUCCUUCACCGCCAACCUGUCGGCCAGCUCCAGCACUCUCGCCUACGACAGGGAGUUCCUGCGCACCGUGCCCGGGCUCCUCAUGGUGACCGAGAUCGUAUUGGGGCUGCUGGUGUGGACCCUGAUCGCUGGAACAGAAUACUUUCUAUAUCCAGCCUUUGGCUGGGUGAUGUUUGUAGCUGUGUUUUACUGGGUUCUCACCGUCUUCUUUCUGAUCAUCUACAUGACAAUGACCUACACCAGGAUCCCGCAGGUGCCAUGGACCAUGGUGUGGUUACAUCCCAUGAAGAAUGAGUCUGUUGCUGCCUCUGAGCUAACAGACCUGGCCAUAUGUCUUAAACAGCAGGAAUCCCUACUGGAAUCAACACCAUGCAUUAGAAGCAGGACUUGAGCUCUUAAAACAUGAGAGUCUUCCUCUGCUAAAGUUAAAGCAAAGGUGGUUCAGAGGUAGCAACACUCUGAAAAUCCAUAUGUAGUCAACUGUGAAAAUGGGGCUGAAAAUUAGUGUUAUAUAUAGGUAAAAUAUGUACCAUGUAAUCCUUUGCUUUUAGCUCAAGACUUAAAGCAGAUCAGAUAAACAGCUAUUGUAAUUACAGAAAAAUUUCCCAGGCACUUAAAAUUCAGAUCCAGUUUUUAUGGUUUGAGCAAACCUGGCCAGCUCUAACUCGCAACAGUGUGUUUUUACCUCAUUUGCAUAACAACCUGGUCUUCAGGAUAAUAGAUCCUAAAAGUCAUUGUCAUUUCAGCCAACUGGCUAUUUGUGACCCAUCUAAGAAUCACUAGAAAUUUUCUCUUUGCAUUUGUUGGAUUACAAUGACAUACUGUUCUUUUAUUUUUUUUAACAGCUAAAUAUUAUUGACUAGAAUUCUGUUAUUUUUAUGAUGAAAUGUAUUUGACUUCUGUGUUGCACAGCUUGUUAUCAGCUAUAUUGUGUAUGUGACUAAAAUUGAAUACUGGAAUACUCUUCUCUUUUAGUGUUCCCAUUUGCUGCUGCAAUAAAUAGCCAGCUAUAGCAAUUACUAAUGAGAACAACCAGAAUUAUGUUCAGAUAGCUUCUCUAUUUUCAAGUUUCAUAACCAGCAAUUACCAUUACGGCUGUAACACUGCUAUAGAAAUGUUGGAUUAUUUCAAUUACAGCAGUAAUGUGUCUGGGUGCAUUUAAAGGUGGGGGGGGGGGUUCCCCAUUGCAUUACAUGUAAGUGAAGUACAUUCAAAGGGAAAGCAUCUUUAUAUCCAUUUGAAUAAAGCUUUGGUCAUUACCCUUCUUUCAUCAGGUGAAUGUUAUUAUGAGACAACUGCACAUAAAUGAGUUGCCCCUGAUCUAUGUGGUAGACAAACUGGAAUAUUUGAUUUGUUUCUAUUUCAUAUUGAGUGUAUUUCUUGCUCUGAGUUCCAAAUAUAUUGUAGAUGUACAUAAAUAUAGGUCCAAAAGGUAAUCUCCUUUUAUAUAAAGGGGUCAUAUAAAGAGAAAAUAAAUACAAAAUAAAUAAAAGUUGCUUGCUUUCCAGCUUGUUUUGUCCUAAGGUAUUGAAAGAGCUUUUGGGAAUAGCCUUUGAAUUGGUCCUUUGCUGCUCCUGUCUGGCCAAGAACAACAUUGAGUCUCUUUUCAGGGAGGUGUUUUUAGUCUUUGUUCAAAAGAGCAUGACACACACCUUUUUGACUGAGUUGCAACCCACCUUUACCCUAUUCUCUGAAGAAUCCUGAAUUUCAGUAUCUGCCAGUUACUGCUCUGCCUCCUUAGGGACAGUUAGCUCAAACUGUUCCUAUUGUAUGCAGUAUCCAAAAUUACAUCUGGACCUCUCUGUCAUAAAUUCACUUUUUGCAGGUUAAGCACAUUACCAAAUUGCUUAAGAUGCGGUUACUUUUACUGCAAAUUAACCCAAAGGAUGUGCUUCAAAACUGACUCUCCUUUAUAGUGCAAGUUUUUUGCUAAAACGAUCAAUGGAAGCUUUUAAAAUCUGGUAAAUUUGAAUUUAAGAAGCAGAUGGUAAUUUAGCAUGAACCAUUUGGUUUGAGAAAUAUAUUGGCAGUAAAGGCCCAGUCAGCUUGCACUGCAUUCCAUCUUCCCCAACAGUGUUUUUUCCCAGAGCAGCACUUCUCAGAAAUUAUGUGCUUUUUUCUUUUCUACAUGACAAGAUAUUGCAGGGAUUUGUAGCUUUCCGGGGUAAUUGAGUCUUCUUGGAAUGGGAAAUCUGAAAAUAACAACAAAUACUCUAGGUAUCAAAUUUGGAGUUUCUAAAUCAGUGCUUUACAGAAGUUCACCAGAACCUGCCAGUUGUUGGCAUCUCAUCCUAAAAUUGACAGUUUAAUAUUUUAUUGCUGUAAUGCCCAGAUCAAAUGAGGGGUGACAUCUGUGGGUAGAGAUAAUACCUUUUAUUGGACAAACUGGUAUAGGUGAGAUGAACCCCACUUGUUUGUAAGUGUGUGAAUCAAAUCUCAAGUGCCAGUCCUUGGACUCCCUCUGUGUGCUGAGGCACUGCCCAGCCCAGUUCCCUGUGGAAAGGUAAGUGGAUAUUUUCCGCUGUUCCUUCUGAGCUUCUCUUCUUGAGCUGCAGCUCUUUUUAGAUUUUGCCAGAGCUGGUGGCAGAUUAAUUAAAUAGGGAAUAACUGGCAUAAAUUCCUAGCAUCCACUGGGUCACACCAUGGGAAUUAAUAGUUGGAGCUGCAUCAGUAUGGCAACAUUUAGACAGUUACAGCAACAGUUAAAGGUUAUAUUUGUGUGACACUCUGGCGUGCAAACCAGGGGUCCAGAAGCUGAAGGGAGCUCAUUAUGUACAACUUUAGGACCAGGUCUAUAUUGAGUUACCAAUUCCUGCAAUUGUAACUACAUGCAAAGCGUGUCACAGGCAUUCCACUUAAAUUUGGCACCAAAUUUGUAUGCCUUAGACAAGCAGCAGAGUGGAGUUUUGGGGGAUUUCUUUAUUUUUUUUUUUUUUUUUAAGAGGAAGAAGCUUCCAUGACCAAGUAGUGAGAAAGUAAAAGACAAAGUAUUAAAAUCAUGUACUUUUUAAAAAACCCUCAUACAUUUUUCUCUUUCAUCUUCUCAGACAUCUGUUCUCUCUUCCUUUCCUGUUCUUUCUCACAUGCAAAAACCAAACGAACUUUUUGUUUGCUCUCUCUGUCAUGUGAGGUCAUUGUUACCUGCUUUGCUUCUUUCUUAGUAAUGAACAUAAGUACCCUGAGACAUUAACAUUGCUCCUUGGAGGACAAAAUGCAGCAUCUGCCAUGGAGGGAUCUUGAUGACCCAUGUAGUCCAUUCAGACUGUUCUCCUUGGGUUUACCUGUUUCUUUCUUCUCUCAAAAACAGGCAGAAAGGAAAGGUACUGGGAGAUGGAAGAAUACGAAUGAGAAAAAAAAAUGUCACCCUCUUUGUCUCCUUAAGUACAGUAGAAAACAAAGUUUUGGAAGUUUUAUAAAUAUUCUCCAUAUGCCAGGAGUUAUCGACUCCUAUCUUUGUGUAGAUUAGAAAUGUAGUCAAAGUGCAGUGUGUCUUGUUUCUUUUUUUUUUUGUUUUUUUAUCAUGUAGUAUCAUAUUCUUACUGCCUAACUCUCAGAUUGCGAUAACCAAAUUGAGUCUUUAUUUUCACUUUUGGAAAAUCAUAGCACACCAGCUUUAAGACUUUUCUGGAUUUAGUGUGAUGGAGAGAACAGUUUGUCCAAAGUAUGGUGUAUUGUUUAUGGAUCUUCAAAGCAGUUAAAUUUUAAUCUUACAGAUAGAAAGAUAGAAGAAGGUAAAAAUAGUUAAGAAUUAUAUUUCUAGUGUAUGCUGCAUAUGUUCAGCGUAUUUCAGAAGAGAGUUUUGUAAUGUUGGAAAACAAAUGCCUGUACAUAUUAAUUAUGUGUGUUUGUCUUU
Messenger RNA from Corvus hawaiiensis (hawaiian crow), 3979 nucleotides. RefSeq names its product CKLF like MARVEL transmembrane domain containing 8 (gene CMTM8). Lineage: Eukaryota; Metazoa; Chordata; Aves; Passeriformes; Corvidae. The transcript is spliced from 3 exons. The coding region runs from base 56 to 517 and encodes 153 amino acids. Gene Ontology annotation, biological process: myelination. The record is from RefSeq and is a predicted model, not a curated record. Gene Ontology annotation, molecular function: structural constituent of myelin sheath. Gene Ontology annotation, cellular component: membrane.